UUGAGGGAUGUAUCUGUGUAUUAUCCAGUAAGGUUCGGGUCGAACGGGGCUCUCCAGGUGAAGACAAACAGCGCUGGUAGUUUCCUCCCUGUAUGUUACAGUGGCUGGAACAAGGGCCUGGCUGACCAGACCUGUGCACAACUAGGCUUCAGAGCGAGUCAUAGCACUAGCAGUGUGAAAGAUGGGUCCUCUACCACUCUCACUGUGACAGGGCAGACCUGCAACACCAUCCAGGGAAAGGUGUCAGUAAAUAGCUCAUCUUGCCUCAACAAGGACACUGUAUCCCUGCAGUGUAUCAACUGUGGCCGGCAGCAGUCGUCCAGAAUCAUAGGGGGCUCUGCAGCGAAUCUGGGCGAUUGGCCUUGGCAGGUCAGCCUCCACUUUCGGGGUUUUCACACCUGCGGAGGCACCCUGGUGGCUCCUGACUUUGUGGUGACAGCAGCCCACUGCUUCCCCAGGAAAGACUCAUCGUACCUGGUGCCCAAUAACUGGCGUUUGUACAUGGGCAUGGUUUCUCAGACGAUGCUGCCUGUCCCUGAGAUGGUGGAGAAGAUCAUUGUCCAUGAGAGCUAUGAUGAUAACACCAACAACUAUGACAUUGCCCUGCUUAAACUCACACAUUACGUAGACUACUCCAACAGCAUCCAGCCUGUGUGCCUGCCUGCCUAUGACAAGACCGUCUCCCCUGGGACAAAAUGCUGGACCUCUGGAUUUGGGACAACAGACGGGACAGCCCGUGGAUCCACAAGUCUUAUGGAGGUGACUGUGGACAUCAUUGACUCCAGUGUAUGUAACAGAAACACAGUCUACAAUGGCCAGGUCUCUCAAGACAUGUUGUGUGCUGGAGAUAUGAAGGGAAGCAAGGACUCCUGCCAGAGGGACAGUGGAGGUCCUCUGGUGUGUAAGGACUCAGACCAGCGCUGGUACCUGAUGGGGGUGACCAGCUGGGGGGUAGGCUGUGGCAGGAGGAACAUGCCGGGGGUCUACAGUCAUGUCAGCCGCCUGUUGCCCUGGGUCUACAGUAAGAUGCAGCAAGCAAGACCGUGAUAUGAUCACAGCUGCUCUCAUCCAGGGAUGCUCAGCAUGUCUUUUGGACCUGACAAUGAGACUGGUGUGAACCCUACAACACUGGCAGGGAAUGGAAGGCUUGCAAGAAAGGUUUUUAUAUGUGAUCUGCUGUCAUUGGACUGCUGUCAUCUUAACGUGCGUUGGAUCAUUGUUUCCCUGAAACAGUAUUGAGCAUAUCUAUAUUUGUGACAUAUUUUAUGAAGAAUGUCUUUUACUCACACUGCAACCUCUUAUGAAGCUAUAAACCUGUCUCAGGAUAUACUCCAGGUCCACAUGGACCUUACUGAUGCUACAGUGAACUACACUUGCUGUUUUCUAUGGCUGAGAGUUGUGAAACGGAAGAAAAUUUAUCAGGAAGAUUUUUCUAAUCACUUUAACGUAACACUAAUUACCUUUUUGGCACUGAUGAUUCCUUGAUUGUUUGUUGAUUGUUUCAACUUGUGUACCCUUUUUGGUGUGAUGUGUGUGAAUUAUCGAUUCUGCUUUUCCAUGUCUAUCACUGUGUGUCAAUUGGAAUUAUAAUUUAUUUAGUCAUUA
Oncorhynchus keta (chum salmon) is the source of this 1605-nucleotide messenger RNA. RefSeq names its product transmembrane protease serine 13-like. Gene Ontology annotation, biological process: proteolysis. The transcript has 9 exons. The annotation marks the transcript as partial. The record is from RefSeq and is a predicted model, not a curated record. Lineage: Eukaryota; Metazoa; Chordata; Actinopteri; Salmoniformes; Salmonidae. Gene Ontology annotation, cellular component: membrane. Gene Ontology annotation, molecular function: serine-type endopeptidase activity.